This is a messenger RNA of Suillus bovinus, 337 nucleotides long. RefSeq lists its product as uncharacterized. The record is from RefSeq and is a predicted model, not a curated record. The coding region runs from base 6 to 278 and encodes 90 amino acids. The transcript has 2 exons. Lineage: Eukaryota; Fungi; Basidiomycota; Agaricomycetes; Boletales; Suillaceae.
CAACAAUGAAGUUCAUCUCACUCAUCAUUAUGAUUCUGUCUGCCGUAGUGCCAGUAGUACUUGGCACAGAUAUGGCACAAACACCCCCCAACGGCGAUCCAUGCGACAAGCCUGAACACUACGCUUGCGGAAACCUCGCGAGUUAUAACAAGGGCAAUGCAUAUUUGUCUUACUGUUUGUUAGACCACACCUUGGUGGUCCUGCAGGAUUGCACCUGUCCGACUUGCUGUAGCGUCUGGGGCGGAGGUACUAUCGGCAGGCAGACGAGAUGUAAUUGAGGAUAAUGCCUUGAAAUUGUCCGGCAAAUCAGAAAAAGCCCCGAACAAUUUCCAUCGGU